This is a messenger RNA of Cynoglossus semilaevis (tongue sole), 6119 nucleotides long. RefSeq names its product CD2-associated protein (gene cd2ap). The transcript is spliced from 17 exons. NCBI's taxonomy places the organism in Eukaryota, Metazoa, Chordata, Actinopteri, Pleuronectiformes, Cynoglossidae. Gene Ontology annotation, molecular function: protein binding. Gene Ontology annotation, biological process: actin filament organization; cell migration. Bases 521 to 2521 code for a protein of 666 amino acids. The record is from RefSeq and is a predicted model, not a curated record. Gene Ontology annotation, cellular component: plasma membrane; vesicle; cell leading edge.
UGUUGCCUUUCUAUGGUCGUUCGUACGCAACAGUGGAUACUGUACUUCACUGAAUGGACCAGUGGGGGAGCGGGGAGGGAGAGAGGAGGGGGACGUCAACAAUCCAUCAACCCUUUCCUCUCGUGGGACUGAAUUCAGCGGGAGUUUGAAGCCUGAAUAAGCUGUCUACUUUGCUGUGUUUUGGACAGUGGCGAACGGCAACAACAGCAGCAGCGAAAGCAGCAACAUUUCACGCAGUCAAGUCCAAGAAAGGUGGAGACUCCUGGUCAACUUCCUGCACCAUAAUCUUGCAGCAGCACCCAGAGAGAAGUAGGGAGGCGGGCGCUGCCACUUCUGCUGAGAAUGCUCGGCUGAGGACGAAUGGAUACACGGCGUUAUUGACUUAUUUACUGGUCGAUAAUCGACAGCGUACACCCCGUGGACUACUGUACGUGGCUACCUGGCUAGUCGCUAACUAGCGUCGGUGCUGCUGGAAAACACAUUCCCAGCGUUCGAGAGUGAGGCGCAGCGAAGGGCAGGAAUGGAGGUCGUGGUGGAGUACGAAUAUGAGGCUGCCCACGAGGACGAGCUGACCCUGCGAAUAGGGGACAUCAUCAAGAAUGUGCGGUAUAUUGAGGAGGAGGGCUGGAUGGAGGGUGACCUUAACGGGAGAAGGGGUCUUUUCCCUGACAACUUUGUGAAGGAGCUGAAGAAGGAACCCAAAGAGGUCAAAGAGGUCAAAGAGACAAAGAGCGAGACCAAGGAGGAGAGCUCUCAGCCUCAGAGGAGAGAGAAGAGCGCUGGCAACGUGGCCAACCUGGUUCAGAGGAUGAGCACUAUAGGCAUCCCCACCUGUGGCUUCCUGCCUCAGCCACCGGCUGCUGCAAAGAGUACGAUGCUUUGUUUGUCUUUACCCUCCAACUUUGUAAAAGAGCGGGAUGCAGGAGAGGAAGGAGAGACUGUGGACACUACGGCAGAUGAGACAAGUAAAGACACACAAAACGACGUAAGUGGAACUGAGCUCACCGGCACACCCCCGGCACCACAGUCCACCUCAGGAAACGGAGUCAUCGCACAGCCCAAGAAAAUCAGAGGCGUCGGGUUUGGAGACAUUUUCCAGGGAGGGUCUGUUAAACUCAGAGCCCGUCUACCCAGCCCUGAAUCAGAAGACAAAAAGGACAAACCAGUCCCAUCAUUACCCUCCGCCACAAAGCCUGCCCAUCCCACCAUGACAGAUUUGCAGAAAGCAGAAGGAGACAGCAAAUCUAAAGCUAAAGAAUACUGCAAAGUCUUGUUCCCCUUCGAGGCCUCCAAUGAGGAUGAGCUGAGUCUGAAGGAAGGUGACAUCAUCCAUGUCUUAAGCAAGGACACUGGAGAGCCUGGCUGGUGGCGAGGAGAGCUUGGAGGGAAAGAAGGCGUCUUUCCGGAUAAUUUUGUGACCGUGGUUCCUGAAGCAGAGAAGGAGUCUUCAACAUCGAGAGGUUCACUGAAAUCGUCACCAAGACAGGAAUCAGAAGAGAAACCAAAGAAACCUCCUCCGCCAUCAAAAAGCAUCGCUCCCAAACCAGAAGUUCCCAGCGCUGACAAGAAACCUCAUCACAUCAGGGCAGAAGACAAAGUGGACAAGCCUUCACCAGACUUCAAACCACUCAAGCCCGCAGCCCCGGUGGUCCCACACAAGAAGCCAGUCCCCCUUCCAGGGAAGGCCCGGCCAAUCAUCGUUCCCCCGAAGAAGCCGGACAAGCAUCCCAUUCACUCAGCUGACUUCACUUGUUGUGGUAGUUUGUUCCACUUGUUAGCAGCUAAAUGCUGCUUCGUCACGUUAGCUUUCAGCGCUCCACCAACUGGCCUGGAGUGUGUAGAUCUCAGAGCUCCGUUGGGUGUUUUCUAUUUUUUUUAUAUAUAUAACAUAGUUCUCAUGUUCACUCCGUCUUGUCAUGUUGUUUCAUCAGUUUCCUUGAUGUUAUCUCCAACAGCAGAUCUGAUGAGUUUUGAUGAGCUGUCGUAUACCUCAGAAAAGCUCUCUCACCCCACCGCUAACAGACCAAAAAUGCCCGGCAGAAGGUUGCCCGCCCAGUUUGGUGGCACUCAAUCAGAAACGUAUGUGGAGAAAUCCGUUAAGGCUGAUGAAGAGGACGGAGCCAAAUCAAAACUAACGGAGCCCAGAACGGUCAUUUCCAAGAAUAUUUCUUUUAAUGCCCCAGCAGCAAACAUCCUAUCACAUUCACCUUCCUUUCAAAAGCCCAGUCUGACUAGUACGGAGAAUGAACCCAGCCCGGCGGCGGCAGCGGCAGCGAUAGCCUCCAGCUCCAACAGCGUCUCUCAGGGCAACCGGUUCCGACCGGAGUCAGAAGAUUCCAGUUCCGACCUGGAGGAGCUGAGGGGCCAAAUGAAGGAUCUGCUGAUGUCUGUGGAGCUGCUGAAGGCUCAGCAAAUGAAAGAGAUAUCAGAUCUGCGACGAGAGCUGGACGAGGAGAGGAUAAAGCGCGUGACUCUUCAGAUGGAGGUAGAAAAACUCAAGCGGAGCGUUCACCGGACAUGAAACUCACGCUGCAACAACAGGGAAAGCCUCGGGCAUUGGCCGCCCACCUGUCGACCAAUCAGAAAACAGGAGGAUGGCAAAGAAAGAGUCGGCGCAAGUGGUCGGGCGGGAUGAAUCACCCUCCCCGAGCACAAAGCUUUUUUUUUUUUUUUUUUUUUUUUUUUUCUCCUCCCUGGUGACCACAAUAAACUCUCCCCAUAUUUGUAAGAUUUCCAAUUUGCACAUAUAAUUUCGUUUCAAGUGAGAUGUAAUUAAGUUACGGAUGUAUAUUUUCUCUCUUUUUUUUUUUUUUUUUUGCUUUUCCUUUGUUGCCAACACAACAAACCAGAGGCCUUACUUCAACUACUGUGCUGAACUUCCGCUAAAGCUCUCUCUCCUUCGUUCUGGCAGCCUUCGAACUCUUCAGGGAGGAGGUUCACCCACAGUACUACUGACUGUAAAAAGCAGGGGGCGCUUGUUUUUCCUUGACUAAUUUCUUCUCUCUCCUCUUUUCACACUCCUCAACUGAAUAUUUUAAACUCAAUUGGUAAACAUUUAGUUUCAGCUAACACCUUUGUAUCUUUGAGUCGAUUUGUUUUCGUCACACAGCCGCGGUCAGAGAGAGAGCCUAGCUUCGAUUAUUGUUUUUUUUCUUAUAUUUUAUACUUUUUUUUUUCUAACAUUCCUAUUCAGGAAAACACUACUGUGCCUGUCUAACAGAAAAUUCUAGCGAGUGUUUCUAAUAGGGGUCUAACAUUUACCAUGAUGGUGUCUGGAAUAUUUACAGCAUGAUAUAUGUAUAUGUCUAUUUUUUAAAUCUACUGAAAUGCUUAUCGUCAAAUAUUCUGUACAGAAGGCCUCAACUACGCUGGGCUAUUUUUUUUUUUUUUUUUUUUGCGAUGGUUGCUGGGAACAUUUACGGAACGUUAUCUAGGAGUCUAAAGCUAAUAUAGAUAUUUGACGAUCCCAGGGGAAGAGAGAGGAGGGCGCUGCACAAACAACGCAACGAAGAAAGCCUCUCUGUUUUUUUUCCCUCAUGUGACCGAUGUUCGUCCAAUCCCCGUCACACUCCAUUCUACCUCUGUAUCCCCUCCCCCCCCCCCGUCAGUGAUCCGAUCUGAGAUCGGACCGGUCUUUCCGAACUGUGACAUCCUUUCGCGUAAGCUACGGCCCCACCGCUCGCUGUACGUGCACCUGUACAUCUGGAAGUGCUCGUUUUAAUGGCUAGCUCGUUAAAAUAGUAUAAAAUUCAUGUACUGUCUAGGGAACAGGUUCAAUUUAAAAUUGCCUUUUUUUUUUUAAAUAGUACUUCGAUGGUGUCGAUACAUGUUGAAUGUACUUAAGGGAUGAAUUGGGGUAUUUUUUCAAUUCUAGCGACAAAAGGUCAGUACUGCGUGUACAUUUACGCUAAAACACAAGAAUAUGAUUUAAAAACUCUGAAGUCUGCAGUCAACAUUUAUGUCGAGAGAACAAAAGAACCAACUUUUCUGAGGAUUUAUCCUAGUUGUUCAACAAUUCAGGAAGUGACGUCUGCAACACAUCCAAAAACUCUGGGACAAAAAAAAAAAAAAGAAAUCUGGAAGAUUAUUCUAGCAAGCAUCUUCUGAACGAGAUGUUUGAUUUUUCACUUCAAGUCCACUUGAUGAACUCCCAUGGCACACUAAUGGAGCUGUAAUGAUAAAUGACAUGUAAAAGUCAUGCAUAAAGGCUAAAAUUCUAUUGUUUUCUUCGCCAUCUAUUGGGGAAAUGUGGGUAUUGCAGGAAAAAGGCAGAAGUAUAAUGACAAUAUAAACAAAUUAUAUAAUUUGGAAAGGUUUGGCGGGCCGGAUUAAAAAAGCUGAACGGGCCGCAUCCGGCCCCCAGGCCUUAGUUUGCCCAUGCCUGCUCUGAACAACGUACAAAAACCUCAUCUGACCCUGUCUUUAAAAAAAAAAAAAAAAACCUCACAGUUGUCAGUGUAGCCUCAGAGCUCAGCAUUAUUGAUUUGUCAAUCUUGCACUCCAGAGGUGUGACUGCCUUUUCCACUGCAGUGAUUUUCUUAAAAUUGGUGUUAGAAUGGCAGUGAUUACUAACAGCAUCACGUGGAUUGACAUCGUGACCGUCAGGGCCGCCCUACUGGUUUGAAGCAACUCUGAAAAAAAGGCUUUUUGUGAUGUUUUCCUUUGUCACUCUGACCAUACCCCGGGCUAAAGUUCCACCUUAGCCAUGACGCUAAUCUUCAAGCGUAACCGCACUUACCGAAACGGGACCAGCAGUCUCAGUGGUUUUCUUAGCAUAUAUUUGGAGUACGUUACCGUUUCCUUACACCUUUGAAGUCGAGGUCUGCGUCAUUAGCCUUGUAAUGCGAUAACGCUGUGGUUGCUAAGGCCAUUGGUUCUGGUCGUACAUGAAAGUCUGGAAACCUCCAUCACUGUUCCAACAUUUUCCUGUCCUGUCUCUGUUACGUCGCAAAGAGGAAGGGAACUAUCGCAAACAUGAGUGAAAGAUACAGAAAGAUCGUGAAAUCAAUCUUGACUCUACACUGAGUUUUUCUCCCAUUGUCUCACGACAGGCUUUAGUUUCUUACUACUGCUGGAAAAGGCUUCAGGGAUCGUGGUGUAACUAGAGGAAAUGUGAAGUCGCAUGUGAUUGACCUCGGAAGCUGACCCUUUUUCAGUGAGCUCACGGCAAUGACUUGCAUGCUGGAAACUAGCUCGCUAGCUGAGACAAUCCUGACCUACUGAGCACAAUGCUGACAGUUUUAUAGAGAGAACGCAAAAAUAGCUUCCUGGUUUUUUUUUUUUCCACUUGGCUAAAAAUAGCCAUUGGGCUGACUGCAGUUGUCAAUGUAGCCGCACCAGGUUGUUAGCGGCAACCGUAGCUGUAAAGGAAUUUUAGCCAAAUUUGGCGCUGAAAUCACGGCUUCUUCUUUGGGUGCUCAAAGUCACGUGCAGUACGGGGCUAAAGUUUAACGUAGUUAUGGCUUUUUAAAAAAAAAAAAAAAAAAAAACUUCGUCACUGACUGAACUUUGCCUUCACACCAGCAUCAGUACUGUACUUCGAGGUCGUCAAGCAACAGUUACAGCCAAAACACUAAACCAGUGCUAACGAUAAUCCCCGUCCCAAAAUCUUCACGGCGUUGUCUCCUUAAGAGCCUAAGACUAAAUUGUCUCCUACUUUUAUGUCGUCCUCAGACUUGAGUCCAAGUCACACCUGGGUCUGAAUGUCUCUGUGUGUUCGUGUCUGAAGCUUUUUGCUUGUGUCCCACGCAAAUGAAUGCAGCACACUUCCACGAUAACAGGUCACAUCUGUCUACGAUAAGCGAUGCAAUCACGCACUGUGAUGGUGUGUCAUGUAAAAAAAAAACAAAAAAAAAACAAGCUUAAACAAUGUGAGCGGUUGAUGAAAUAUCAGGUAGAGGGGUUUUGGGGAAGAGGGAAACAGAGGCGAUGUUUAUUUUUAUAUGACCUUAAAUGCAGCUUCACUUCCGCGUAAUUGUACAUUCCAGGAUAUGACACCAAGAGCAAAGGAAAAAAAAAUCAUGCACAUUAAUAACAUAUUUUCAUGUGACUGUUUACAAGAGCUGUAUCUUUGCAUGAGACUUAUUUCCAAAAUUGAAUAAAACCAUUAUUUACUGUCA